AAAUGUGCAUUCAUAAUAUAGAAUGAAUGGAAAUAUAUGCACCUCCUCAAAAGAUUUGAACUAGAGCCAACGAUCCAUCUCAUUCCAUACUCAUCUUGCUCCAUCAUCUAUAAUGAUGGCCUCUUCUUCCUCCUUUUCUAGCAGCUCCGCUUCCUCUUCCUUUUGCCUUGGAUCACUUGAGAAUAUUUGCAUGGAUACCAACCAGUCGCCGCAGGGGUGCACUGCCUAGAGAUCUGUGAAGAUUAAUUAGUUUUUCAUCUCUCUCAUCAUCUCCUCUCCUCUCCUUUGGACUGAAUCUUUUGAGGGGGAAAAAAACAGCAAAAAAAUUCCAGACCUGUCGUUCUUGGAAGCAGCAAACUACUUUAAUUACCCUAACUUUGUUCUACUUUUUCUCUUUCCACACUUUCGCUUUCCUUUGAUCGCAUGCAAUAUGGCAGAGUUGCGUUCAUGUUAUUAAAGAACAUGGGCAUGGGGCUGCAGGUGAAGCCCGCGGGAUAUAAGUUUGCAUCCGCCGUAACCGCCGCCACUGCAAACAGCGGCUGCACCAGGGCGCAGCCAGCGGCGAGGCCAAGCAAGGAGCAAGCCCUCAAGUGUCCCAGGUGCAACUCCACCAGCACCAAGUUCUGCUACUACAACAACUACAGCCUCAGCCAGCCCAGGUACUUCUGCAAGACCUGCAGGAGAUACUGGACCGAGGGUGGGUCCCUCAGGAAUGUCCCUGUGGGCGGUGGCUCGAGAAAAAACAAGAGAUCUGCCACCUCCUCCUCCUCUUCCAAAGGUCCAAAGUUGUUCCACGAGGGGCAGGGCCUCAAGCAGGGCCUCCCUGACAACGGCAGCACUGACUACUCCAGACAAGAAGCCACCUUCAGGGCUUAUACUCCUGGCCUCGGGCAUGAAUUCAUCAUGCCCAUGCCACUGCCCGACUACACUCUGAGCUUUCCUUUUGACUGUAGCAAUGCUGGGCUUGGAAAUUUGCUAGGUGUUCAGGAGAGUAGUUCUGCUGCAGGUAGUAGCAGUAAGCUUCUGUUUCCUCCUGAGGAGCUCAGAGUAGUAGAAGCGCCUUCAAAUUACAAUAAGAACGAGCAAUUUGCCAAGAAUAUUAAUAACAAGGAACGAGGUGGUGAUGAUCCACCUCCAGCUGGAUUCUGGAACACUCUCAUGUGAAGAGACUCCUGGUAGAGUAGCAGAUCAACAAAUCGAGUUUACACGCUCAGUACUGUUGUACUUAUCCAUUUUGGCUAUUGAUGGUGGUGGUAUAUAUAUAUAUGCAUGCACAGCCUAACAUAUGAGAGAUGAUACAUUUAAUGUGAGUAUUUGAAGCUUCAGUUUAAUAUCACAAGCAUAUACUUAAUAGAUCACUGAUUCAUAGAGUGUCGGGUGAAAGGCUAGCUAUGGCAUUCAUCAGGGGGAAAUUCACAUGUAGCUUGUUCAUCGAUAUCUGGAGAACAAUGAAAUUGAUGUCAUGUUGACCUAUG
Molecule: messenger RNA, 1475 nt
Organism: Zingiber officinale
Lineage: Eukaryota; Viridiplantae; Streptophyta; Magnoliopsida; Zingiberales; Zingiberaceae
Exons: 3
Coding region: 424-1164 (246 amino acids)
Biological process (GO): regulation of DNA-templated transcription
Molecular function (GO): DNA-binding transcription factor activity; DNA binding
Source: RefSeq, a predicted model, not a curated record